Spirodela intermedia is the source of this 1921-nucleotide messenger RNA. NCBI's taxonomy places the organism in Eukaryota, Viridiplantae, Streptophyta, Magnoliopsida, Alismatales, Araceae. The record is from the annotation of a GenBank genome assembly.
AUGACGGCGGGAGGGCCGGCGUUGACCUUCGCCGCCGCCGCCGCCGGGGGGCGGAGGGAGCGGGUACAGGGUUGCCAGAACUCCUCUGCGUUGGUUGUUCCUGCUGCUGUGGUGGUACCUCCUGGAUGGGGGGGGGGGGGUUUCUUGACGUAGAAAGGUCGGCGCUACAGUGGUCUAUCUAGCAGAUAUGCCUUUGCUGUUUCUGAGAUGAAGAACAUGACUCGAUGUUUCUAUUUAAGGACUUUGAUUCUGCUUUAUUUGGAAAGCCGGCCGGCGGAGGAAUACGGUGUGGUGGGGUGUCGAGUGGAGCGGAUUGGCAGCGGCCGGAUCUCCGGAGGGUGGCUGAGUUGACCUCGUUCGUGGUUGGCCGAUUGGAGCUUGCCACGCGACAUUCCCACGCUCACCCACAUGGCUCUCUCUCUCUCUCACGACCUUCUACAGUGGGCCCAGCCCAAGUAGAAGGUCGGAGUCACUAUUCUUGCCACGUGCCCAUUUACGAUCACCAACUCUCUCUCUCUCUCUCUCACACACACACACAUGCCCAGACUGGAUGGAGUGGGUCCAACCCAUGUACAGGGUCAGAAUAGCUCUUCUUGCCACAUGCCUAUUCUACGAUCACCAACUUCUCUGUCUCUCUCUCUCUCUCUCUCUCAUGGCUGGUCAUCAGAAGCACCGAGCCAUAUUUUCUCUCGGGCGAGGUGGAAUAUUGUGAUGAACUGGAAGACCUACCUAAAUCGAACCGGGCAGGGCCUUGGGACUGUGAACCCAUUUCAAUUUCGUCACCCUUCUCGAGGAUUUGCCGUCAGAUCAAACAGGGUUUGACCUUUCUUCCUUCUUUGCCGCAUGCUGUUCAUGUGGCCUCGGGAUUCCCGCUCUCACCCCCUCCCGUUGACUUCUACCGCUUUGUUUAUCCUCGAUACCGGGCUGGAUGCACGUGACCUAACAUUCCGCCGCAGCUCACUUGAGUUGUAGGCUUGAAUUUCUUCGCUGGCAAGGUUUUUCACUCUCUCUCUCUCUGUGAUGGUUUACGUAUGGAAAGAAGAACGUAUCAUGGGGGAAGAGAAAAUAAAUGCGAAGAGCGGACUCACAUAACAGAGGGGAUCGAAUCUGAAGGAAGCGAGGAGUGAGCCGCUGUCCCAUGGGAUCCAGUGGGGAGACUGCAGGUGUAGAAGAGACGUUGACUCUCAGAGGUAUGGGAGUCAACGGUGCAGGUAAGUCCUUUAAAGGCACGAGAGAUGGUGGGAGAGAGAGAGAGAGAGAGGAGCUGGGUUUUAGGAGCUCGUCUUCCCUCUCCUGUCUUAUGGAAGUUGAGGGCGGUCAUUAAAGAAGAAAGAAAAACUAAGGCUCCGCGGGGGGCAUUGAAGAGCCCCACGUGCUUGAUCCAUGGAAUUAUGCAACAACUAGAGAGAGAGGGAGAGAGAGAGAGAGAGAGAGAGAGAGAGAGAGAGAGAGAGAGAGGAAUACUUCUGAUCUCUCUUCGGUUAUCCUCUCUGUUAUUCUGUUCACUCUUCAACUCUCGCUCUCUCUCUGUGUCACUUACUCUCAUUCCGUCUUCUCGUCAACACUCUCAUUCCGUCUGCUGAUUCAUGGCAGCUGACGGAACCCUAAUCCUAAAAUAGCAUUAAAAACGUACCCUAGGCAAGUGCCCUCUCGUGAUCACUCACAGACACAGCCUGGUUGCUUCCGUUCUCCACUUCUCUCUUCUCCUAUAUAGCCGCAGACUCCAUACGUACUCUAGGGGAGGGAGAGAGAGAGAGAGAGAGAGGAAUAGGAAGAAGAAGAAGAAGAAGAAGAAGAAGAAGAAGAAGAAGAAGAAGAAGAAGAAGAAGAAGAAGAAGAAGAAGAAGAAGAAGAAGAAGAAGAAGAAGAAGAAGAAGAAGAAGACACUCCCUCUCUCUCUCUCUCUCUCUCGCGUCAAUGA